This is a messenger RNA of Exophiala spinifera, 1206 nucleotides long. RefSeq lists its product as uncharacterized. Lineage: Eukaryota; Fungi; Ascomycota; Eurotiomycetes; Chaetothyriales; Herpotrichiellaceae. The transcript has a single exon. The record is from RefSeq and is a predicted model, not a curated record. Gene Ontology annotation, molecular function: nucleotide binding. The coding region runs from base 1 to 1206 and encodes 401 amino acids.
AUGACAUCAAAAACCACCUUCGCCCUCAUAGGGGGAGGACUCAUCGCUCCGUUGCACGCCAAAUACAUCCAGUCGUCACCGACAUGUGAACUCGUGGCCAUUGUCGAUCCGUUUCCCCCGGGCCAGAAGCUCGCCGAGUCGUUGAGCGUGGCGCACUACGCGAGCGUCAGCGACCUCGUCGCGGCGUCUCCUCAACAGCCAGACGUCUACAUCAUCUGCGUCCCUUCCGGUCUACACGUCAAACUCGCAACGGAGGUCCUCACGGCGACCACCGCCACGGCUGCCAAACCCCCGCGCGCCAUCCUGGUGGAGAAGCCGUUCUGCACCGACGUGGCGUCAGGCGAGGCCCUGAUCAAGCUGGCGAAGGACAGGGGGUGCUCUCUCGCGGUCGGCCACCACCGGCGCUUCCACCCCGCCAUCUCGGCCGCGAAGGCGGCCGUCGCGGGCGGCAGACUGGGCAAGCUGACGGCCAUGUCGGGCGUGUGGACGUGCAAGAAGAACGACGGCUACUUUUCGCUCAGGUGGCGCGUGUCGCGGUCCCAGGGCGGCGGGCCCGUGUGGACCAACUUCAUCCACGACGCCGACGUGCUGCAGUACCUCGUCGGGGCGCGCGUGGUGCGCAUCUGGGUGACGGGGACCGUGUCGAGAAGGGACCACCAUGGCCACCACCGCGCCAACGAAGGCGGCGGCGACGAUGACGGGGCUGCCGCGAAACAACGACAACAACAACCGGGCGCGAGUGACGACGACGACAUCGAAGAGGGCGCGGCGAUCGUGAUGCAGUUCGCCAACGGCGUCGUCGGCACGUUCGUCAUGAACGACAACGUCGCGAGCCCCUACGGGUGGGAGGCCGCCACCGGCGACAUGCCUUCGUUCCCCAAGGCCGACGUCCCCAUCGACUGCUACCGGAUCUUCGGGACCGUGGGCACCAUCUCGGUGCCGGAUGACGUCCUGUGGACCUACGACCUCGCCGAAGCCGCCAGGAGGGAUCAGGAGGUCGGCUGGGCCGUGCCCAUGACGAGGGAGGUGCUGGACUUUGAGAAGAAGCACCCCUUCCAGUUGCAGAUCGAGCACCUCGUCCGCGUCGUCGAGGGGAAGGAGGAGCCCAGGUGCUCCGGGCAAGAUGGCCUGGACGCCGUCAAGGUCUGCGAAGCCGUCAUCGAGGCUCUGGUCAAGGGUGAUGGGUAUCCGAUUGAUAUUCGGUGA